AUGCGCCAGCGACACGAGCAGCCGGUGUACGGCAGCGGCAGCCGGCGCUCCUCUUCCCCAGGGGGCGGUUCGGUGCCGGGAGGGCGCACCUUUUCGUCGGCCGGCGGCGGUGGCGGCGGCGGCGGCGGCGGGGCGUCGUCAUCCCUGGCGAACAACCCGGACGACUCGUCCACGAUCUUCGGGUCGAACGUGUCCGGCCACUCGUCCUACUCGGGCUUCUCCGCGAUGUCUUCGAUGCACGCGUUCGGGGGAAGUGAGCUGGGCAACAGCAGCGGCGGCGGCGGCAUGGCGGGGGUCAACGCGGCCGCCGACGGAAGCAGCAGCGGCAACAACAACCCGGCGACGUGGCGGACACCUCCCCUGGGGUCCCAGAAGGGAGACCCUGGCGAUGAGUCCGGAAACCCUCCGGCGCAUGGCUCGACCGGGGGGGCGUUGGGGUGGGGGAGUAUCAUGGGCAGCGGCGGGGCAACGCGGGGUACGGGAGAAGGACCGGAUUGA
Molecule: messenger RNA, 498 nt
Organism: Ectocarpus siliculosus
Lineage: Eukaryota; Phaeophyceae; Ectocarpales; Ectocarpaceae
Source: the annotation of a GenBank genome assembly